Molecule: messenger RNA, 477 nt
Organism: Aspergillus costaricaensis CBS 115574
Lineage: Eukaryota; Fungi; Ascomycota; Eurotiomycetes; Eurotiales; Aspergillaceae
Exons: 4
Coding region: 1-477 (158 amino acids)
Source: RefSeq, a predicted model, not a curated record
AUGUUCCGCACUUCUGAAGGGGCAGCAGCAGAAGGAGUUCGUAAGGCGUGGCUUGGCAUCCUAGUCGCUGACGUCCUCUGUCCCGCGCAGUUUUGCUUAAGAAAUGGAAACGCCGAUCGCAUCGAUAGCGCUUCGUACGGGGGCGGAAUCAUCGCAUUGGGGAAACACGACACCGUCACCUUCGCUGACUUCGGCCCAAACAUCGCCCAGGCCAAGGCUUCGGAAAACUCGAUAUCCGAAGAGGGGAACAUACCAGGUGCGAUGACAAAGGAGAAAGGAACUGAAAAUUUAGACUCUGCCGAUCGCGGCUUGACGGCAGAUCUGGUGUUUCAGGGCGUUGCCUUCGAGCCUUUUGGCUCCAUGACGCCCACCUUUGUCCACUCGAACCUGACAAUUGCAAGUGGGUCGUUUUCCACAAUUAAUUUGUUGCUGGAACCAUUCGAAGAGCCAAUCUCGGGGACCAUCCUCUUAGGGUGA